CAAUGCCGUCUUUAUAUAAUCUAUGAACAAAACUGAACUGUACUUUAGUGAUAGUUUUAUAAACAUUUUUCACGCGCGCGAGUAUAGUUAUAAAUUAUUAAAUUAUAUUUAUAUUGUAUUUAUGAAAGAAUUCUUAAGAGUUAUUGAAAAUAGAAUCGAUACUACACGACGUGAAAGGUUGUUCAAGCCAAAUAUAAAUAUGGCAUUAAUUAGAAGAGCAACUCAUGCUGGUAGUUGGUACUCAGAUUCUGGUUCAGAAUUGAAUAAGCAACUAGAAGGUUGGCUGGGUGCAGCAGACCUAUCUCAUGGACCUGCUAGGGCAAUCAUUGCCCCACAUGCAGGUUAUAGCUAUUGCGGAGGAUGUGCUGGUUUUGCAUAUCGUCAAAUUAGUCCUGUAGUUGUCCGCAAGAUAUUUAUUCUAGGCCCUUCUCAUUAUGUGAGAUUGCCAGGAUGUGCCCUGUCUACUGCUUCCAUGUAUCGAACACCGUUAUAUGAUUUACAUAUUGAUCAACAAGUGCGGAGAGAACUUGAAGAGACAGGACAUUUCGAAUGGAUGGAUUUGAACACAGAUGAAGAGGAACACAGUAUCGAAAUGCAAUUACCAUUUUUAGCUAAAGUUAUGGAAGAAUUUAAAGAUUCAUUUACUAUAAUCCCCAUUUUAGUGGGAUCUUUACCACCAGAAAGAGAAGCUCUUUAUGGAAGAUUAUUAGCACCUUAUUUAGCUGAUCCUCAAGCAUUGUUCGUUAUUUCCUCAGACUUUUGUCAUUGGGGACAAAGAUUUCGAUAUACAUACUAUGAUAGAUCAUGUGGUCCGAUUCAUAGAUCUAUCCAAAAUCUUGAUAAGAUGGGCAUGGAUAUAAUAGAAACAUUGAACCCUACAGUGUUUACCGAUUAUCUUAAAAAAUAUGGCAAUACUAUAUGCGGUCGUCAUCCAAUUGGUGUUUUGCUACAGGCAAUACACAGUUUAAGAGGAAAUACUAAUGGUCAAAAAAUGAAUUUAAAAUUUUUGAAAUAUGCUCAAAGUAGUCAAUGCAAUAACAUGAAUGAUAGCUCAGUUAGUUAUGCAAGUGCUUCCUUAGUUCUUGAGUGAUGUUGUAGAUUAUUCUUUUAUGAUCAAUAACAUCUGAGAGUAAAGACAUUUGAUGAAUGUGGUAACUAAAUUUAAUAAUGCUAUCAGUCAUAAUGUAAAAGGUCCGACUAUAUGAACCAUAAGAUAAGAUACUACUAAAAAAAAAAAAACAGAAAAAAAAACAGAAAAAAAAUAAAAGAAAAGGGAAAAAAAGAAACAAAAAAAAGUUACUAUGGCUGAUACUAAUAAUCACAAAUAUGAAAGAGUUACCCUGUGUGCAAAAGAAAAUAUUUGAUUGUUACAACGCAAAUGAAUGUAUACUACUAACAAUGUCAAAAUGUUUUUUGUAUAAGUGCAUUUUCUUUUAAUACUUACAAAUCGUAUUCAGUACUUCCAUAAUUAUUGCAAUAAAGGAAGGAGCUUAAGUAUUUCUUUGCUUUGGUUGGAAAUACAGCCAUGUGUAGUUAAUUAUAUAAUUAUAUAUAAUACAUAAUUUAUAUAUGUAUAUAUACAUGGAGAGUAAGUAUAACUACUGACAAUGAAGAGAGAACAAAAAAUCUUUCACUUCAUGCCUUCAAUAUUUAACUAUUUCAAACCAGAUGUCCAAAUAUUAUAUACGGGUAAAAUAUUUUUUUAGUGUGCUUCUAUAAAAAUAACUAGAAAAUAUCUUU
Polistes dominula (European paper wasp) is the source of this 1740-nucleotide messenger RNA. RefSeq names its product protein MEMO1. NCBI's taxonomy places the organism in Eukaryota, Metazoa, Arthropoda, Insecta, Hymenoptera, Vespidae. The record is from RefSeq and is a predicted model, not a curated record.